Messenger RNA from Blastocystis hominis, 375 nucleotides. RefSeq lists its product as hypothetical. The transcript is spliced from 3 exons. Gene Ontology annotation, cellular component: proteasome core complex, beta-subunit complex; proteasome core complex; cytosol. The record is from RefSeq and is a predicted model, not a curated record. Gene Ontology annotation, molecular function: peptidase activity. Bases 1 to 375 code for a protein of 124 amino acids. Lineage: Eukaryota; Bigyra; Opalinata; Blastocystidae.
AUGGAUGCUACUGCUCACUCUUUCCGCAACACUGUCGCUUACUAUCUUCGUCGUCAACCCUAUCAGGUAAACUUUAUAUUGGGCGGAGUGGACGACGAUGUUCCUUCGAUAUAUUACCUUGAUUAUUUGGGCACAUUACAGAAGAUGAAUUACGCGAGUCACGGAUAUCCUUCCUACAUUCUCCUUGCUCUAUUUGAUCGUCUUUGGAAGAAAGAUAUGACCAGAGAGGAAGCAUUGGAAUUGUGCAAUCGUUGCCAGGAGGAGAUGAAAGGGCGGUUCCCGAUGAACGAGCAUCACUACGUCACAAAGAUUGUAUCGAAAAAUGGAAUUGAAACAUUUAAGAAUUAUGCUUGUUUGUUGAAAAAAACCAUUUAA